AAGCCGAACAAAACCCUAGACUUUCCCAACGCCACACUCACGAAGAGCAGCGAGAAGAGAGAGAGAAAGCUCUUCAGAAAUGGUGACUUUCAGGUUUCAUCAAUAUCAAGUUGUGGGAAGAGCUCUCCCUACGGAGACUGAUGAGCAUCCCAAGAUCUACCGCAUGAAACUCUGGGCCACCAAUGAGGUUCGGGCCAAGUCCAAGUUCUGGUAUUUUCUGAGGAAGCUUAAGAAGGUCAAGAAGAGCAAUGGCCAAAUGCUUGCAAUCAAUGAGAUUUUUGAGAAGUGUCCUACAAAGGUGAAGAAUUAUGGUAUAUGGUUGCGGUAUCAGAGUCGAACUGGCUAUCACAACAUGUACAAGGAAUACCGUGAUACCACUUUGAAUGGUGGUGUGGAACAGAUGUACACUGAGAUGGCUUCACGCCACAGGGUCCGUAGUCAUUGCAUCCAAAUCAUCAAGACAGCCACUAUCCCAGCAAAGCUUUGCAAGAGGGAGAGCACCAAGCAAUUCCACAACUCCAAAAUCAAGUUCCCCUUGGUGUUCAGGAAGGUUAGACCACCAACUAGAAAGUUGAAGACCACCUACAAGGCUACUAGGCCCAACUUGUUUAUGUAACUGUUUUAUCAUUUGUUGGCGAGGUUACAUAAGACAGGGAUUGAAGUUCUGAAUUUUUGUUAUUUUAGCAGAGAGAUCAUCAACCAGUGCCAUUUGUUUUGGUUUUAAGAAUUCUAGUAUAAUGAGAUAUUUGAAGGUCUCCUAAGUUUCUUUGUUCACUUUUUGAAUGCCUAAGUACUCUCUAUUGGAUUUUCUA
Messenger RNA from Cornus florida, 812 nucleotides. RefSeq names its product large ribosomal subunit protein eL20-like. Gene Ontology annotation, molecular function: structural constituent of ribosome. NCBI's taxonomy places the organism in Eukaryota, Viridiplantae, Streptophyta, Magnoliopsida, Cornales, Cornaceae. The coding region runs from base 80 to 616 and encodes 178 amino acids. The transcript is spliced from 4 exons. Gene Ontology annotation, cellular component: cytosolic large ribosomal subunit; ribosome. The record is from RefSeq and is a predicted model, not a curated record. Gene Ontology annotation, biological process: translation.